Molecule: messenger RNA, 1464 nt
Organism: Cricetulus griseus (Chinese hamster)
Lineage: Eukaryota; Metazoa; Chordata; Mammalia; Rodentia; Cricetidae
Source: RefSeq, a predicted model, not a curated record
AUGAAUCUCGCUGACGUUUCGCGGCGAAGGAGCCCUGUGCGCCAUGAACCCUCACUCGACUGGCCCCCGACACCCGACGCUCUGAGGCCUUCACCCUUCCCGCACCCCGUGCUACAAGCCCUCUACAGCUUAUCCCGCAUGCUGCUCUUCCCAGCCUACUGGUCUCUGGACCAGUUGCUGGGCUGCUGGGCACCAAUGGCACGAUCUAGCAGGUUGGGGUGGCUCAAAGUCCUAGCAGGAAGUGCGGCGGCGUUGCUAUUGGUGGUGGUAGUUGGCCUACCCCUGGCACUGUUUGGCCUUGUGCUCUGGCUGCCCCUACAGGUCUGGCGCCGCCCCUUCUGCUACCAGCCUCCUCCGGCCUGCUGGGUGUGGCCACAGCCCUGGCACCCGCCUGCUGAACGCGUGCGCUGCUUUGUCUUUUUCACUGCCAAUCUAUGCCUGCUCCCUGAUGGGCUGGCACGCUUCAGCAACCUGUCGCACAGCCAGCAGCGCUCGGAGGCCAUUGCCACCGCACUGCUAGGUAGCCUUCGAAUGCCACACUAUGGGGCUACCGAAUGCAGCCAGUCGCUGCCUGGGGUGCCUGCUGGUGUGCUGAGUGCCACAAUACCUACGGGUUUGGACUUCGUGUGCCUACAGGAAGUGUUCGAUCUCCGCGCAGCUCGUCGUCUUGUGCACAUCCUGGUGUCAAAUCUAGGCCCAGUGCUGUACGAUGUAGGCACAUUUGGCUUAGUGCCUGGGCCAUACAUCAAGGUACUGGGCAGUGGGCUUCUACUGGCCUCGCGCUACCCGCUGCUGCGUGCCACCUUCCGUUGCUUUCCUAACGCUCGUGGCGAGGACGCCCUGGCCUCCAAAGGUCUACUAUCCGCCCAGGCACAACUGGGCAUCCUGGACGGGCGUCGUAUCGUGGGAUACCUUCAUUGCACACACUUGCAGGCACCCGUUGGAGAUGGGCAUGUUCGCUGCAAACAGCUGACCCUACUGCUGGAAUGGGUGGAGGAGUUCGAGGCAGAGAGCCGCCAGAGUGAUGAGGCUGUAGCCUUCAGUGUCCUCCUGGGAGACCUAAAUUUUGACAACAGUUCACUAGAUCACACAAAGGAGCAGGGACACAAACUCUUCAGCUGUUUUCAGGACCCCUGCCGGCUAGGCACCUGCCAAGAGCAGCCCUGGGCCUUGGGGACGAUUUUGAGCACUUCCACGCUACACCACGCCAUUGCCUGCUCCCCAGAAAUGUUACGAAGGGCCCUGGAGCAGGAAAAAGGGCGCCGCCUCUACCUGGCAGGACCCCUUAGUGGAAGUCACUACAGUAAAUCCUGGCAGGGCAGGCGCCUGGACUAUAUCAUGUACCGUGGAAUUCCUGACAGUCACCUGCGUCCAGAGGUGGAGCAGGUGACUUUCAGUACUGCACUGGCGGGGCUCACGGACCACUUAGCUGUGGGCCUGAAUCUUCAAGUUUCGUGCUACUAA